Molecule: messenger RNA, 234 nt
Organism: Bipolaris zeicola 26-R-13
Lineage: Eukaryota; Fungi; Ascomycota; Dothideomycetes; Pleosporales; Pleosporaceae
Exons: 4
Coding region: 1-234 (77 amino acids)
Biological process (GO): mitochondrial respiratory chain complex IV assembly
Cellular component (GO): mitochondrial intermembrane space
Source: RefSeq, a predicted model, not a curated record
AUGUCAAACGAUGACAAAGCACGUGCUGCUGCUGCGCAGUUGAUGAUUGACGACGAACCCGAUGACUGGGACAAGCGUAUUUUCAGCACAGGCUGUGCAGAUGAGAACGCCAAAUUGACCGACUGCUACUAUGACAAGAAGGACUGGCGAGGGUGCAAGCAAGAGAUGGAGAUAUUCCGACAGUGUUGGCAGCGACAUGGGAAUAACAAGCGGACUGCGACCAAAGAUGCUUAA